AGAGGAAUAAAAAGGAAAAAACAGAAAAGAAAAAAGAAAAACAAAGGAGGUCAGGGCUUACCUUGCUAGAGCAGAGAGAGGGAAGGAGACGCUGAGAGAGAGAGAGAGAGAGAGGGAAGGAGACGCUGAUAGAGAGAGAGGGAAGGAGACGCUGAGAGAGGGAGAAGGAGACGCUGAGAGAGAGAGGGAAGGAGACGCUGAGAGAGGGAGAAGGAGACGGUGGCAGAGAGAGGGAAGGAGACGCUGAGAGAGAGAGAGAGAGAGAGGGAAGGAGACGCUGAUAGAGAGAGAGGGAAGGAGACGCUGAGAGAGGGAGAAGGAGACGCUGAGAGAGAGAGGGAAGGAGACGCUGAGAGAGGGAGAAGGAGACGGUGGGUCAGAGCAGGGGCUUACAUUUUUUCUAUUGGUUGUAAGAGAUAGUAGUGAUGGAUGCACCAGCUUUAGAUAUGGAUGCUCAGGUGCAGGGGAACGUACUGGAAACUGGAAAUGCAGGAUCUGGGUGGGCAGAAGACGGGGGUGUGGAAGUGGGAAUGAUUAGGCACCAGGUUGAUGAAGUGACCACUAAGGUUGACGAGCUCGAGCAAAGAGUGAUUGAGGUUGCUCAGUUUUACUCAUCCUCAAGUAAAAAGCAGCUCGGUAGUUUUAAAGGUAGCUCGAUUGUGAAAGAUCGGGAAAAGGAGAAGCAGAUCACAAGCAGUAAGAAGCAUCUUGAUCCAACUCGUAGCGAAGCUGCUAGUACAAAGAGAAUGCAAGAGCUCAUGCGUCUAUUUUCCACAAUAUUGCGCCAGAUCACACAACACAAGUGGGCUUGGCCCUUCAUGCAGCCUGUAGAUGUUGAGGGCCUUGGUUUACAUGACUACUAUGAGGUUAUUCAAAAGCCCAUGGAUUUUAGUACAAUUCGGAACCAGAUGGAAGCUAAGGAUGGGACUGGAUAUAAGAACGCGCGGGAAAUAUGUGCUGAUGUGAGACUGGUUUUCAAGAAUGCGAUGACAUACAAUGACGAUAGAAGUGAUGUUCAUGUAAUGGCCAAAACAUUGUUGGAUAAAUUCGAAGAGAAGUGGCUACAACUGUUGCCUAAAGUUAUUGAAGAGGAAACAAGACGAAAAGAAGAGGAAGCGGAGGCAAAUUUUGAUAUGCAGAUUGCUCAAGAGGCUGCUAAUGCAAAAAUGGAAAGGGAUAUCAGCAAUGAGCUUUAUGAGCUCGAUUUGCAUUUGGAGGAACUUAGAGAAAUGGUGGUCCAGAAGUGCAGGAAAAUGACUAUAGAAGAGAAGAGAAAGCUUGGAUCAGGCCUGAGCCGAUUAUCUCCUGAAGAUCUCAACAAACCACUGGAAAUCAUUGCUCAAAAGAAUCCAAGUUUCCAGGCGACAGCAGAAGAGGUGGACAUCGACAUGGAUGCUCAGAGUGAAUCAACACUGUGGAGGCUCAAGUUCUUUGUGAAGGGUGCAUUGGAAGCAAAGAGUUCUGCAAGCAAGAACCAGGACAACAAGCGCAAGCAGGAAAUAUGUGAUGCCAUUGCCAAGAAUGCAAAGAAACGGAGUAAAAAGCUCUCGACUUGAUAUAUUCACUUGCAUGUCAACCUGUUUAUUUAUUUAU
Messenger RNA from Magnolia sinica, 1593 nucleotides. Its product is annotated as transcription factor GTE6-like. Gene Ontology annotation, molecular function: protein binding. Lineage: Eukaryota; Viridiplantae; Streptophyta; Magnoliopsida; Magnoliales; Magnoliaceae. Bases 426 to 1556 code for a protein of 376 amino acids. The transcript has 10 exons. The record is from RefSeq and is a predicted model, not a curated record.